AUUUUUAUUUUAUUUUAUUUUUUCCUGUGUACGAGGGCUUCGCAUUUUCCAGUGUGAUCUGCGGCUGGAACCGCUGUUUUUUCCUGGUUUUUUUGUCUACUCGUGUGCAGUCCGGCGGUCGGGGCUAUUGUUUCCGGAUCCUUGCGGCGUUGGCGUUCUCUGGCGUGGUGUUGCAUUGGUGUUGCGAUAUUUGCGGCGGUUCAGUUGCGUUGCAGGUAGGCCGCUUGUCGUCGACGUCUUCCCCGAUAUGGUGGAGCGGCUGUGUUUUACAGAAAGGUCAAGUGCAGUGGAGGUGUUCCACUCUUUUUUCGUUCAACGAUUCGCAUUGCAAAGUGGCGCUAGUGGUGCUAUGCCGCUCGAUGUCGAUAGCGUCGAUCAUGAACGGCUGGAGCAAGCUUGGUGUUGGAGUUGCCAUGCGGCGAGAAAGCGCGGUUGUCCUCCUAAAAUUAUUAUAUGGGAACUGCUGCUCGGUUCUCGCGGCUGUUUUCUCGAGUGGCGAAUUUCGGUUCGACAUUGGCGGAACAAGUCCCUGCGUGGUGGACUUUUGGGCUUAGCUGUGUCAUUGUUGCAGCCUUUGCUUCAUCUGGCUAUCGCUGUCCUUCUCAAAAGCUUAAGUUCAAGUGGUUCAUGCAUCCUUAUAUUGUUGCUAGAGCAAGGAUUGGCGGUGGUGAGUUCUCCUCGAAGAAGGCUGGUUGUGCUUGCGAAAGGAAUCAAGAGGCCGCGGCAUUGUGUACAAGCUGUGAAGGUUCUCCCAAGAGGAUAUCAACGGUUCUUCAUCGACAAUUGCUGCUGUUCAGCGGUAUUGAGUAGUUCUGCAGAAAACAGACUUCACACACCCUACAUUGCUGCGGCUACUCAUCCCAGAGCAACAUGUGGAUGUGGCUGAAAGGAAGCAACUAGUUUAUAAAUUAGAAUUAACGUAGCUCUUACAGUGACGUCAAGCUGCAGAUCUUGCCAUUGUGAACCACCAUUCAUCAACUCUUCUAGGCAACACUUGAAGGAUCGGAUCAUUACCAAACAAAGCCAGAGAGCAAACUUGUUGGGGGAGUUCUCAUCUGGAAUGGAGAGGAAAGUAGUUCUCGAAGCUAUCGUUGGAGUGGAAGGAGCGCCUUGUGGAGUCAAAGGUUCAUCUUCUACGUCCAUUAUUAGUUGGGAGAUUGUAAGGUGAAUACAAAGUUUAUAGGAUGAAUUUAGGUUUAGGCAAGUAAUUAGGGUUCAAUGGUGUUAGGAUAUUGGAUGAAUUAACUUUAAAUGAAUUCUGUUGAAGAUGAAUAGUCAUUUGUAAAUAAAAAGUUAUUUGCAAAUGAUUUAUUAUUGAAGGA
Physcomitrium patens is the source of this 1322-nucleotide messenger RNA. Lineage: Eukaryota; Viridiplantae; Streptophyta; Bryopsida; Funariales; Funariaceae. The record is from RefSeq and is a predicted model, not a curated record.